GCGGGCGGUGUGCACCGUUCGUUAGCGCUAGGAAUUUCUUAUCCGUCGUGGUAGAAAUCUGUUGAUCGUCGUUGGCAGUUGUAGCUGCAACUAGUUUUGGGUAUCGUUAUUGUUACACGCGGGUGAAGCAGACCAGUAGAACCGUUAAAUAGUGGAUUUUUAGUUUCGCGAGCAGUCGGCAAUUUGUUCUUCCCAGUGCAGUUCAAAAUGUAGCACCAUGAAGCGUCAGCAGUGCGUAAUUGAUCUCGCGAUCGUACUGGUUACGAUUCCAUCACUCAUUGUGGUAGCGCUGCUGUUGGAGUAUACGAUGAACCAUACCGACUGGGCCGACCGGCUCGAGUCCCAAAUCAUUGUGUUGGGUUUGGCCGUGGCAUUCUUUGUGCUCUGCAUCAUGGUGGCACUGUAUCUUACCCACCGGGUCGGAACGUGCCUAUGGACGGGGCCACUUCCCGCUGAUCUUCACCGUACGAUCUUCACCGUGGCUCGGGAUUUGGAGAGUGGCCCACCCCCGGACUACGAUACAAUCCUGUUGGAUCCCCCGCCGUAUGAAAAGCUGGAGAAAUUCCUACUUCUGGAUGAACCACCUCCGUCAUACGCUGCGUCAGUGGCGUCAUUGGAGGGGGCUCAUAUCUGAUAAGAUUGAGACUAUUUGUUGAUUUUGUUUUUGUUUUGUGCGUACCGAAGACAGGGAUAGCUACAUUCAAAUUAGUGGUACACAGCGAGAUCUUAUGAGUGAAUAAAAUGUUGAAAUGCACUGCUAAAAGACAA
Aedes albopictus (Asian tiger mosquito) is the source of this 768-nucleotide messenger RNA. RefSeq lists its product as uncharacterized. The transcript is spliced from 2 exons. The record is from RefSeq and is a predicted model, not a curated record. NCBI's taxonomy places the organism in Eukaryota, Metazoa, Arthropoda, Insecta, Diptera, Culicidae. The coding region runs from base 218 to 634 and encodes 138 amino acids.